GACAUGCAUUUUUAUUCUGUCAAAUACAUUCUCAUGGAUUUCAAAACAUUCUAUUUUUUAAAGAUUUUGAAGUAAAUAGAGUUAUUAAUUCAGUUACGUUGAUUAAUAACAUUGUAAACAUGCAUUUCCGAAAAGCUCUAAACCAUUCCAUUGCAAUACUUUUAGUAAUAGGGUUUGCGGCAAAUACGUUCCAGUUUGAUAUGGAAGAGGAUUCUGCAGUCGAAACACCAGAGGAUACGAAUCUCGAUGUACCUAACGUUGACGAGUCUGAGUCGCUGCUUUCAAACGUGGUUUCCGACGUCAACAAGACUCUGACGAACCUCUAUAACCAUGUAACAUCAGCGAAUGUGACUGUUGAGAACAGUACAAGCUCGCGCAAUGAAACUCGCAAACACGUGCGGUGCAAGGAAAUAAUAUACGACCCCAGUGAGGAGUUCGAACCGUCAGUUGAAAUUAUCAAUGGCAGCCACUUGGCCAAAAUGCUUCAAAUCAAGCCAGAUAUCACCAGCAGGGAUAUGGAAGCAGAAUGUCUUCUAGUGCUAUUCUUCGCAAGAGCCUGCCCUUUCAGUGCUCACGCCGCUCCUCAUUUUAAUGCUCUGGCUAGAUCAUAUCCUAGUGUCAAAAUGGUGGCCCUAGAUGCUUUGAAAUAUCAUGGCAUAAACGCACAAUAUGGUAUUGUUGGAGUGCCUACUUUGAAAAUGUUCCACAAUGGGCGGCCUGUUGGUAAAUUCAAUGGCACCGAGUACAACAUUCAGUCGUUCAGCAAGUUUGUGCAUGCCAUAACUGGACAGUAUCCUCAGGGUCUGUUGGUGACUUCUAAGGACUUCCAAGGCCCAGUCUCAAGUGUUGUUGAGAAAGACACAGACUAUUUCUUAGUUUUGUCAUGGCUAUUUAUUAUUAUUUGCUCAAUAUACUACUUCACACAGUCAAAAUGGUGGAAAAUGAUUGUGGAGAUGGUUCAGAACAACUGGAGGGAAUCUGAGGCUCAGCAUGAGCAUAAUGAUUGAUAAACAGUAAAAUUGUGACUUAGUUUAAGCUAUUUAUUGUUAUUUCUUUUGCUGUACAUAUUAAAUAUGUUUGAUAAUA
Molecule: messenger RNA, 1086 nt
Organism: Ostrinia nubilalis (European corn borer)
Lineage: Eukaryota; Metazoa; Arthropoda; Insecta; Lepidoptera; Crambidae
Gene: bug
Product: thioredoxin domain-containing protein 15
Exons: 2
Coding region: 120-1007 (295 amino acids)
Biological process (GO): cilium assembly
Cellular component (GO): cilium
Source: RefSeq, a predicted model, not a curated record